This is a messenger RNA of Sordaria macrospora k-hell, 444 nucleotides long. The record is from RefSeq and is a predicted model, not a curated record. Lineage: Eukaryota; Fungi; Ascomycota; Sordariomycetes; Sordariales; Sordariaceae.
AUGCCACCUAGGACAUCCCUAACUUCUUCGUUCUCGAUCACCGACGCCAAUAAUGAGGUUGUCUGUCCGUUGCGCAACCAAGAUGGCUCAAGCUGUCGCAAGCGCUGCAUAGGUGAGAAGAGAUAUCGCUCUAUGCAGGAGCACAUUCGUCGAGCGCACCCGGAGCACUACAUCUCCAAACUUCCUGCGACCGAGGAGAGCUUUUUGCUCAUGAUCAAGACCCAGCCAAACGACCGACCUCAAAACCAGCCAACUUCAGGCCCUUCAGCGCAUCCAGGCCAAGCAAAGGGGCUUUCGCAUGCCUAUCAUGGAGAUGGCUCGAGUGCUCCGGGGACACCUCGAAAUGGCGAGGAGCAGUAUACAGGAGCUGCACUGCUCCCUGCUGCAACCGCCCUUGCACAGCUACACAAACCACAAAAUGGAGCAAGGCUGGGAAUCAGAUAA